AGUUUGAUUAGAAUGUGGUCACAGGUUGUACUCCUCGGUUCCUUGGCGCUGGCCUCGGCCCACGCCCAAGCCCACCCCGGCCCAGCCCAUCCCGGCCCCGCCCAUCCUGGUCCCGCCCACCCCGGCCCCGCCCAUGUGAGCCCCUCCCAUCCUCACCUGGCCGCCCACGUCAGCCCACAUGCCCCCAACCAAGGAGCCCACGCAUUCCCCGCCCAUGUUAGCCCGUCCUAUCCUCACCUGGCCGCCCACGUCAGCCCACAUGCCCCCAACCAAGGAGCUCAUGCCUUUCCCGCCCACGUGAGCCCCUCCUACCCACAACUGGCCGCCCACGUCAGCCCACAUGCCCCUAACCAAGGAGCCCACGCCUUCCCCGCCCAUGUCAGCCCCUCCUACCCACAACUGGCAGCCCACGUUAGCCCACAUGCCCCCAACCAAGGAGCUCAUGCCUUUCCCGCCCACGUGAGCCCGUCUUUCCCUAACAUCGCCGCCCAUAUUAGCCCACACACCCCUUUCCAGGCCGCCCAUGCUCUCCCUGCGGGCGUGGAUCCUUCCUGCGCCGGCAAGUAUCCUUUCUGUGAUUGAGGAGGAAAGAAUGCGAAGGAUAUGGAAGAGAAGGAGGAGAGGAGGAGAAUAUGAAAAAAAAAAGUGAGAAAAAAGAGAAGGGAGAAAGAUGAUAACGCUGUGGAUUGCGAAAGGAAUGUGGAGAGAGUGGAUGGAGAGAGAAAGAGAGAGGAGAGGAGGGGAAAAGGAAGCAGAAAUAGAGGAAGGAAAUAAGAAAGGGAAGAUGAAAGCGAGCCGCGAUAAAAAUGAAGAGCAGAUUAAUUGGAAGAUGUGAAAAGCCAAGGACGAACGAGGAAAUGUAAGAGAGAGAGAGAGAGAGAGAGAGAGAGAGAGAGAGAAACGUAUGUAUGGAAAAAAAAUGACCAAUGAAAUCAUACACUAUCAGAAACAAAUGAAAAGAAGAACACGGAAAGAAAAAGAAUAACUGAAAGGAGGAAAGAAAAAGAAAAAAGAAAGAAAGACAAACAGAAAGAAAGAAGAGAAAAAAAAAACUGAACAAACGAAACAAAAAAGAAGGUAUAAGAUAAAAAAAAAAAAACACGAAUAAGAAAAAUAAACUGAAAAGAAAACAAAUUAAAACCAGUGAUGAAUAUUCUCUCAAAUUUGUAAAUAUGACAAAGAAAAACAAAAAGACAAUCAAGAAAAUGUAAAUACGAAGAAAAUAAAUAAAGUACAUAAAUACAAAAAUAAAGCUGUAACAAUCUUA
Molecule: messenger RNA, 1267 nt
Organism: Portunus trituberculatus (swimming crab)
Lineage: Eukaryota; Metazoa; Arthropoda; Malacostraca; Decapoda; Portunidae
Product: vegetative cell wall protein gp1-like
Exons: 2
Coding region: 13-582 (189 amino acids)
Source: RefSeq, a predicted model, not a curated record